This is a messenger RNA of Hippocampus comes (tiger tail seahorse), 2571 nucleotides long. RefSeq names its product high affinity choline transporter 1-like. The record is from RefSeq and is a predicted model, not a curated record. Lineage: Eukaryota; Metazoa; Chordata; Actinopteri; Syngnathiformes; Syngnathidae. Gene Ontology annotation, biological process: transmembrane transport; choline transport; acetylcholine biosynthetic process. The transcript has 8 exons. Gene Ontology annotation, molecular function: choline:sodium symporter activity. Gene Ontology annotation, cellular component: plasma membrane. Bases 672 to 2462 code for a protein of 596 amino acids.
UCGUAACCCAUUUACUGUUCUGUUUUUUUCUUAAUCGUUGGGAUAAUUUUGGCAAAGGGUAUACCAAAGGGUUCUUUUCACUUGGUUCCAUACACUUGUGAACAAAAAGCAAGAAGACAAUUUCCUGAAUUUGGUGCAUGUUUGAUUUCAGAUGCAGUUCCUUCUCAUGCCGUGGUUCCCUUUCACCAAAGUGCCCGCUCCACUUGAGUACGUUCCAAUAUGUGAUGGAGUCUUUUCAUCAAGUAAGAAGCCCAAUAAGUCAUCAAGCUCCCUGUGCAUGUACGUUGGAUAUUGAUUAGCUAAUGUACGUUGCAUCCAGUGGGGUGGAGGGGGGACGUUCAGCUCUCCUCGGUCUCCAGUGUCUUUUUUUUCCCCUCCACCUCCCCGGUGUAUUCCAGUAUGGCGUCUGGGCUCGGCGUCAGCACAUUGCAGCAAAUCGUCACCUCAGGGCGGCUCGCAUAGGACAAAGUCAACGAACCGACAUCCAGUCGUGACGCGCUCGGCCCGGGCAGGCCGGCCCGGCCCGACCCAGGCUCGGAGCGGCUUCCGAUUGGACGGAGCGGCGAUCGGGGGCGGGCCCUCCAUCACCCCCGCCAUCCCUCCUCCGAGCCCGGCGUGAGGCGGCGGGGACGGCGGCGGUGGGCGGGGGUGGGCAGGAGGGGGGCUGGUGGAUGUUCGCCGAGCCGCCGCCACUGUCGCUCCGUCUCUCGCUCAGUGCGUCCUCCUCUUCUUCCUCCUCCUCCUCCUCCUCCUCCCGGUCGUGGUCGUCUCGCUCCCGCCGCUCGUCCAUCAUGGCUCUCAACAUCCCCGGCGUGAGCGUCAUGAUGUUCUUCUACCUUUUGGUGCUGGCCAUCGGCGUGUGGGCCUCCUUCAAGUCCAAGCGCGAGGCCAAGAAGGGCCACGGAGACCAGACGGAGAUGGCGCUGCUCGGCAACCGCGGCAUCAACCUGGCCGUCGGCAUCUUCACCAUGACGGCCACGUGGGUCGGUGGCGGGUUCAUCGUGGGCACCGCGGAGGCCGUGUAUAACCCGUCCAUGGGGCUGAUCUGGGCCGUCAUGCCCGUCACAGCCACCGUGUGCUUCAUCUUCGGCGGGCUGUUCUUCGCCGAGCCGAUGCGCAACAGCAAGUACGUGACCAUGAUGGACCCCUUCCACAUCAAGUACGGCAAAGUGGCCACGGCCGCCCUCUCCCUGGCCGCGCUCAUCUCCGAGAUUAUGUGGGUGACGGGCACGCUCAUAGGAUUAGGCGUGACCAUGAGCGUGAUCCUGGAUCUGUCGUACACGGUGAGCAUCUGGAUCUCGGCCGCCGUGGCCAUCACGUACACGCUGCUGGGCGGACUCUACUCGGUGGCCUACACCGACAUCAUCCAGCUCGUGCUCAUCUUCAUCAGCCUGUGGAUGUGCGUUCCCUUCGCACUGAUGAGCCCGGCCGUGACGGACAUCACCCAGACGGCGUACAACUACACUUUCCAGCCGCCCUGGGUCGGCACGCUGGAGGAGGAUCGAGUGUGGCGCUGGAUCGAUAACUUCUUAAUCCUGGGUUUGGGCAACCUGGGCCUUCAGAACUUCCACCAGAGGACUUUGUCUGCCGCCUCGUCCACCACGGCCAAGAUCACCUGUUUCGCCGCCGCCUUCAUCGUCCCCACGCUGGGAAUUCCUCCCAUCCUGCUGGGCGCGGCGGCCGCCUCCACAGACUGGAACAUGACGUCUUACGGUUCUCCGUCUCCAUUCGAGCGAGGUCAGACGGGCCUGGUGCUGCCCAUCGUGCUGCAGCACCUCACCCCUCAGUACAUCUCCAUCGUGGGCAUCGGAGCCGUGGCGGCCGCCGUCAUGUCGUCCACCGACUCGGCCUUGCUUUCCGCCGCCUCCAUCUUCACUUCUAACAUCUACAAGAACAUCCUCAGGACUCGGGCUUCCGAGCAGGAGCUGCAGUGGGUGAUCCGCGCCUCGGUGGUGGUGGUGGGCCUGGCGGGGACGUCGCUGACCUUCCUGGACAACAGCGUGCUGAUGAUCUGGAUGCUGCGCUCGGACCUGACCUACACGCUCAUGUUGCCGCAGCUGGUGUGCGUCCUAUUCUUCGCCGUGUCCAACGGUUACGGGGCCGUCCUGGGCUGCCUGAGCGGAAUGCUCUUCCGGGUCCUGUGCGGCGAGCCCGUGCUGGGCAUCCCCGCCGUGGUGCGCUUCCCGGGCGGCGCGCUGGUGGACGGCAUGUACGUGCAAAGCUGGCCCAUCCGCACCAUCUGCAUGCUGGCGGCGGUGGCGUCCAUUUUGUCCUUCUCCUUCCUGGCCUCGCUGCUUUUCCACAAAGGCGUCAUCCCCGAGAGGUGGGACUUUUUCCAAGUGCUGACGCGGGACUCGGACGAGACGCCGGACGGCUCCAAGUACGACAUCAAAGAGGACGACGUGAAGGAACAGAACGAGAGCAACGAAGUGUGCGAACCCAUGCUGGAAUCAACUUUUUAGAGGGCGUGACUUCGACAUUGAGACGCCACCCGUACGCAGUCGUUUAGGAACAAAACGUAUGCAAGUUUAGUAGUAUAGCACAGUAAUCCCCUGCUGUUCGUGGGCCAUC